UUGGCGCGCUCGACACGCAAUAUCAAUCCGGAAAACCGUGGUCGUGGAUUUAUUGGUCGGAUACAGUGUUCCUUUUUUCCCUGGUGGUGAGCUGCUACAGCCUCCACCAGUAUUUAGAAGGAUAGCAUGGGAACAGGCGGAGAGUUGAAUUCUCAUUUGCCUCGCUGUGGAUGAAAGAGGUUAUUUUUUCCUAGGUAGGGGCAGUAUGAGAUGUUCUAAAAAUAGUGAUGGGAAGUUACUGGUGGUAGGACCACUGUGAUACCGAAGGAUACAAACAGAGCGAAUGAAAAAUACAUUAGUGAACAUCCGAGGCAACAAACGUAAAAAAAAAUAUAACAGGGUGUAGAAAAUCUCGACAGUGCAAAUCCACCAACAGCCACCGAGGAAGAUUUAGCUUAACGCCCAAUUGAAGCCUGGAACAACCCACCGCCCGCUGUCUUUCGGGUGCAUUUCGUCCUACGUACGUACGCGGAUUUUCAUGGAUACAGUUAUCUAACUGGAAGGAAAUAGCAGCGACAGGCUACAAGUGUUUCAACUAAUCACCGGAUUCUGCGAGAAAUUAAAGCAACUCGUAUUGUGGCUCAACUAGUGGGUGCUCUCCGGUGUGCCAUUACGUGGUUAUAAACCACCUGUCGAUUGCAAUUAAAAGUGAUUCUACCAACGCCUCAUAUUUCCUCCCCCGGAUAUCCCGCUUUCCAAACCGAGUGCUGAAGGAAGGAAAACGUCCAGCGAGACAGCAUGAAAUAGUGCAAUCUUCGUUUCGUGGAUCAUCUGCUAGGAAGAUCCACUAAUCGUUUAAUCCUGCCAAUAACUAGUUAGUAUCUAAGCUCUAAUAAAUUAAUCGAGGGGGCUGAAACAAUGCAGAAAAAGAAAAUUUAUACGAACUCAGAAGUGGUGAAUGUUAAACCAACUACUAAUUUACGGACAUAAACAUAGAACACGCCGUGUGAUCAAGUAGGCGACAAUUUUAAGCAAAAACAAAAUGCAAAAUAUUUUCCUUGGAUUCAUUUUCAUACAAUAGUAUACUUUGUGUAAAAAAUAAUUUAUAUGCCUACAGUGAAGAGACACACACACUAAAAAAACGUGCUAGCCGAAAUCAACGUGACCGUGGGAAACACCUGUGUUUGACUUACUGGCUGCAGUGCGGUGAUAAAAGUUUCUACCAGAAGGUGAGCUUCCACGGACGGAACGAACAGAACAAUACCCGGCUUCAGAGCAAGGCCGGCAAUUUCGUACACGACAUUCGUCACUCCCAAAUGGAUACCGUGGCAAUGCGUGCUGUGAACCAGUGCUAACAACAUCCUGCCGCUGGAUGGGCGACGGAAGCAUUGUGACACGUUAUGUGGAAUAAAAUACUGUUUUCGUGCCGAUUUUUGGGUGCCCGUCGAGUACGAUAAUAUGCUUUGUGCGUGUUCAGAGUGCGAAACGCAGUUCAAAGUUUGCUUUUAAUCAAACGUAAAUGGAUUUGAUUGUUUUUGCUGCUGCAGUGAUGCACGUGCCGGUAGUUAACACUUCCAUGAUUAACUCAUUAGUGAUUGGAUGAGGAGGGUGACAACAGUGACCGACCGGGAAGAUUUACUGGGUUGCUGGGUUAGACUUCCUGUGCUCCGAAGCGUAUUUUCGCGGUGUGUUUAUUUUACAUUGCAACUCCGUUUACCGUCCGAUUUCUAAAUGCUCAGCCCAAAAAUGCAGCGAUCCGUUCGUGUCAACGAGCAUCAGCUGAUUAUGCUGUCCGACCGGGCGCAGUAUGAUCAUUCGAUGCACGGACAUUUGCACAAACGAACAGCAGAUAACAACAAAUGGCAGCUGCGGUGGUUCGUCCUUUACCAGAAUCUGCUAUUUUAUUACGAAUCGGAACAAUCAAGCCGGCCUUCUGGUUUGAUCUUUCUGGAAGGCUGCUACUGCGAACGGCUUGUUUCAGCCCCCUCGUUGUCCGGUCCGCCAAUUGGCAGUGGUGGCGGACAGGGUUCCAAAGCUACCAAAGAGGAAAAACUACAGCACUGCUUUACUAUUUGUUACCGACGCGAGAACCAGCGGCAGUACGAGCUUCGAGCGUCCACGGAGUCCGAAUGUUCGGCAUGGAUUAUCGCCAUUAGAGAGGCAAGCUUCAACAAACUACUGCUACAGAAGGAGGAACUGGAGCAAAAACACGUCCACCUGCUGCAGGUGGUUGAAAGUGAGAAGACAGCUAAAUGGCAAUACACUCAGCAGUGUGAAGAACUCGCAUCCGAAAUACGGAAACUAAGGGCCGAGCUCUGUGUGCUGCGCAAGGAAACCCGCUCCAGCUAUUCGGCCACUCCGGUGGGUCGCGGUAGUUUCAGCGUUCCGGGCGACACCGUCGAUGAACACUCGUCGCUUCCGGGCCUGUGUGCGUCAGUGCAUGAUUCGAUCGAGCUGCGGAAGAUAAAGAAAGUGCAGAGUUUUUUCCGUGGCUGGUUGUGCCGCCGGCGAUGGAAGCAAAUUGUAGAGGAGUACAUUCGGUCACCGCACGCGGAAAGUAUGCGGAAACGGAAUCAUCUGGUUUUCAGCAUGGUGGAAGCCGAGGAAGAAUACCUGGAACAGCUGGAGGUCCUCGUCGCUUGUUUUUUGCGACCGUUCAAAAUGGCGGCUAGUUCGAAACGGCCCCCGUGCUCUCACGAAGAUGUGAACUCCAUAUUUCUCAACUCGGAGACGGUACUGUUCCUGCAUCAGAUUUUCCUGAAAGGAUUGACCUCCAGGCUCGAAUCGUGGCCGACGUUGGUGCUUGGUGAUUUGUUCGACAUGCUACUGCCCAUGUUGAGCAUCUAUCAGGAGUACGUUCGUAAUCAUCAUUACAGCCUACAGGUGUUGACCGAGUGCAAAAGCAAUUCGAAUUUUGCGACGGUACUGAAACGGCUCGAGGCGAAACCAACCUGCCAGGGUCGAAGUUUGGAGACCUUCCUGACGUAUCCGAUGCAUCAGGUUCCACGGUACAUCAUCACACUGCACGAGCUGUUGGCCCACACCCCACACGACCACGUGGAACGCAAGAGUUUGCAGAAUGCGCGCCAACAGUUGGAGGACCUUUCGCGCCAAAUGCACGACGAAGUUUCCGAGACGGAAAACCUACGGAAAAAUCUGGCCGUAGAGCGCAUGAUCGUCGAGGGGUGUGACAUUUUGCUCGACGUGAACCAAGUUUUUGUCCGGCAGGGAAGUUUAGUCCAAGUGCCACCAGGUAGGGGAAGGAUCCGAAGUCGGUUGGCUUCGUUCAAAAGCGAACGCGAUGCGGUGCGACAGUGUUUUCUCUUCUCGAAUCAUAUGAUAAUCGCAACCAGAACCUCCGGCGGACGUUUGCACCUGCUGCCGGAUGUGGGUAAAAUUCCGCUGGCGGAUGCUACCCUGGUUGAGGAUCCAAGUGAGGUACAGCACGACGACGAGGAAGCGUCCGUCUGUUCGGCGUCGACUCGGGGCAGCACGUUAAGUGUUUCCGAAUCGGUGAAUGCCGGGAAUCGAGAUUUCAAAAUAAUCGUUGAAACGAAGUCGGGCGCUCGACACGGUAUUCAUCUGAUAGCACCCACCAUUCAGGAUAAAGAGGCUUGGAUCAGUGAUAUAUCACAAUGUUUGGACAACAUCCACAUGCACUCGCUACUGUCUCCCGGAAUUGGAGGAUCGUCAGGAGGAUCCAUAUUUGCAGGGCACCAAGCUCUACGUGCCGAUCCAAGAUUGUUCAAGGACGAUGUUGACAUUCGUUUUUCGCGAACGUUGAAUUCCUGUAAAUUACCUCAAGUUCGCUAUGCAACUCCGGAGCGAUUACUGCAACGGUUGACUGAUUUACGGUUCCUAUCGAUCGAUUUUCUGAACACAUUUCUGCUCACGUACCGAGUGUUCACCGAUGGAGAAACGGUACUGAAUGCCCUCAAAAGUGUGUUCUAUGAUCCGCCGGUGGAGCCCCCGUGCGAUUGUGAUCACCAGACGGAUUUCCUUGAGCUACCGUAUCAGGAUGGGCGUGCAUCUCCCCGGAGGACCUCGGGAGCCAGUUCCGUGUCAGGCUACUGUUCCGAGGGUGCCGACCGAGAUCGCUCGAUGAGUGGUGAUUCAGCCGGUCUUCGUUUCCGUGGUUCUCGGCGAGGAUACGCCAGCCAUCAAAGUUCGGAGCAGGAAACUCUGUCCUGGAUUCCGGAGCAGGUAGGGCCGGUCAUUAUUCACGGUACUCAACAUCAAGAAAGCACCCAAGAGGAGAAACCAACUUCACCAAAAGUCGACAGUACCCACAUGCAAAGCAAGUCCCAGCAGGAAAUCCACCCACAGCCCCAGGAUGAUUCGUACCUGGUGAUACCGAAACCGAUGGCCGGUUCCAGUAGUUCCGAUACCAUAGCCGAGGCAGCAAAGAGUGGCCCAUCGUCGCCAUCGAAUCUGAGCAGUGUGACGUUGGUCGGUUCGACCGGGUCCGGUGGGGAAGAUAAAUCCGAAGACCAGACGCCAACGGACGGAACGUUCAAAUACGGCAAAGCGCCCAUUGCGCCACUACCGGAACGUGUAAAUCCGAAACAACGGAGGGAACCAUCGACGCCAACAAUCUGCACAACGGAUACCACCAACAUGACGCAGCAUCGACAACUGAUAGAGAAUCAACAGCAUCAGCAGCAACAGCAGAUUAAAAUACCUCAAUCUCCACCAAGGUUAACUACAACGCCCUGUCACGGUCCGGCCAGUGUCCAACAGCAACUUCAGAACGCCCGGGAACAGCAAACGGUGUGCCAAAAUGGACACGAAAGUCCGAAAAUAAUAACUCAGUCUUAUCUGAGCACUACAACCACGACAACGGUCACGAUAACGACAACAACUACCACAACGUCUGCCAAAAGUAUCUCGCCACCACAUCUUCUUCCGAUGGACCGUAGACCAAGUGUCGGACACACGAUUGCCAUCCCCCAUGCCGCACUCUGCCAGCAUCGUCACAGCUUACAGUUAAACGGCGAUGGUAGCUUCUAUGGCAAGGGCAGCGACCGGCAACAGCCACCGAUCAGCAGUCCACGACUGACCACGCGGAAGUUCUCCGCUCCGAAAACGCCAGAUCGCCAGCGGAAAAGCUUCUUCGGUACGCCCCAGCGCGAACGAGACUCGUCGAGUUCACGUCGAUUCUCCGAGAGUGAUGAUGACAUGACCACCUCGAUCUUCACAACGCCCCGCGGUUCGGUGGGUGGCGUCUCGCUCAACACCCUCUCGUCACGUGCGUCGAUGCAGCAUGACCACGUCCCGCACUGUUCCAGCAAGGUGGGAGUCGUAAUCACAUCCUACCGACAAUCACAACGCAGCAUGGGACCCGAUCCAUUGUGGAGUAGCACCUCAACUGCAGCGGCGGCUUUCGCAAUCGCUACCUCAGCUUCCAGCAACCCAAGGGACGAGCCCCCCGAUGUGGAAGCUAGGAACCGGAAAGAAUCCGUUGUCAGUUCACCGGCUACGAUGCGUGUGCUCAAUGUGCUGCGGCACUGGGUAUCGAAGCACUUCCAGGACUUCGAACAGGAUGCAGCUUUGCGCUCCCAGACGAUAGCCUUUCUGGACGAUAUCACUUGCAGUCCGAACCUAUUGCCAACCGAGCAUCGAGCUGCAUCCCAACUGUUGCGACUCCUGUGCCGCGAGGACAUCGAUAGCGGGAAGCAACAGCUGGACACGCUGCUGACGCCCCCACAGACACCAAGCAAAGAGAGUAUUGAGACGCUAUCGGCCCUAGAAAUAGCAGAGCAAAUGACGUACCUGGAUCAUCACAUAUUUCUGGCUAUUCGAAGCGAAGAAUUCCUCGGUCAGGCGUGGAUGAAAUCGGACAAAAAAUCGCGUGCUGAACAUAUCAUUCUUAUGACGAAGCGAUUCAACGACGGAUCCCGGCUGGUUUGUUCGGAAAUAGUAUCGCGAAGUAAUAUGGCGGCGCGGGUAGCCGCCAUCGAGAAGUGGACGGCCGUGGCGGACAUCUGUCGUUGUUUGCAUAACUUUAAUGGAGUAUUACAAAUCUGUGCUGCCUUCACCAACGCGGCUGUAUAUCGGCUGAAGAAAACCUGGGACAAAGUACCUAAAACAAUCAAAUCGACAAUCACCAAACUGCAGGCUGUGGUGUGUUCCGAUGGGCGCUUUCGAGUGAUGCGUGAGGCACUGCAUCGCUGUGACCCACCCUGCAUUCCGUACCUGGGCAUGUAUCUAACUGACCUUUCCUUCAUCGAGGAAGGUACGCCGGACUUUACACCGGACCGAUUGCUAAAUUUUUCCAAAAUGCGCAUGAUUGCACACGUGAUACGCGAGAUUCGCCAUUUCCAACAGACACCAUACAAAAUCGAUCACAUACCGAAAGUUACGUCCUACCUCCUGGAUACAUCGUUGCUGCUGGACGACGACGAAUUGUACCAAAAAUCGCUACAGAUCGAACCGCGAAGUUCGCGUCUCAGUGCGCCGAACACGGCGAAUGUCUAAACCUUUGAAGAGUGCAAUCGCGGAAACGGAAGCAACCCAAUGAUGAUGAUGAUGAUGAUUAUUCCAUCCGAGUUUUUGAAUCUGCGCCGCUCGCCGGUGAUUUGUGACUUUCUGUGACGUGUGAUGUGUUUGAUGUGAAUGAAGUGUGACGAAUUGCAACGUUCGCUCUCGGUACCGCGUUUCCAGUGUUCGACGGGUGCGGCGAAUCUCCAGUUUUGUUUCGCAGAUGAAAACAAUUAAAACUUCUCCAUGAUAUCAAGUGCAACUUUUAAUAGAAUCGAUAGUUCGAUCAGACAACCGAAAUAAUCAGUGAGCGUCGUCAUCCGCACUCCUCCGAAGGCGAGUGUACAAUCGGUAAACUUUUGAACCUGGGAUCCAAGCGGUGCCGGUGAUGUUCCCAGGUAUGGACCAAUCGGAGCCCAUGUAAGCCUGAUGAUCUAUGCAGAAAUGGUUCCCUAGUCCCGGAACCGACCGGAUGGUCGUAAAUCAAUGCAAUCAAAGUUCACUCGUCUGAUGAUGCGGCUGCUGAUGAUGGCACCGGAGAUAAUUACCUUCGCCGAGAAGUUCGACUAGGAAACUGCACGACGUGAAAAGUUGAAUGUAACCGUUCGUGGUGGAAUCGCUUCAAAAAAGUUUUAAGUUGCAACGACAGGUGGGAAUUGGACCGAACAGCAAUGCAAUUGUGGCCAUCUUCACGGUGAUUUAGCGGAUGAAACGAUAUAUACGAAUGGAUGGAUGCAUUGGAAAGUUGCUUUUUUCCAGUCCAGAGAAAUAUUGUAGUACAGAAUUUUCUCAUCUUUUCCUAAUCCUGUUUGAAAGAAAAAAACAAAAAUCUUGAAAUGCAUAAUGACAGAUACGUAUAAAGGUAAAUUUUGCAGCUAAUCAAGAUUCAAAUAAUGCAUCAUAUUUACUAUAAAGAAGAUACACAAAUUAACACAAAUCUCCUCCUAUGCCUUUGAAUGUACACGAGUAACUCAAUUAAAAUAAUAAAUCUACUAAGAGAAAUGUUCUAGAAGUAUGUUUUCUUGUAAAAUCAAAUUAAGCAGUAACGAGUUAUGCUGGUCAUAACGCAACGUCACUUAUGAAUAUUUGUUCUAGAUGAUAAAUAAAAACUGAAGCGUUUUUGGUGGGAAAAACAAACACAAACACACCCGUAAAGACAAGUAGAAACACAAUUGAAUGUGUGUGUGUAGGGGAAGGGGAAAAACCACCCGACUUUGGAACUUGCAGCCGAAAAAGGGCAGAAAAAUUAAAGAUGUACAACCGUAGUCAUACGUAUGAUGUUCGGGUGAUUAGUAGAGCAUUUUUCCAUAUACAAACAAAUUAACCUCUACAUAUCUCCAAUCGACUUGAAUUAUAUACCAAAAAAAAAAACAAUCUAAACCGAAAUUUAAUGUUAACCUGUUUGUUAGUCUUGCCAGAAAGUCAAAUCAAAUUAUCGGCAAUAUAGUAGAGAUAUAGAAGAAAAAAAAACACGUGAUAAAUUUCGAAGGUAAAUAAAAAAAUAACAAAACAAAACUGUUAACAUACUUCAAACCUUCUUAUGACUUUCAGAACCGAGUAAAAACCGGAACAGUAAGUAAUCAUAUUUCGAUUUUUUUACUAUCACUUUUCGCGCUCACUGUUGGCUGUUGGUUGUUGGGUUAUUGUGCAAAUAACGAUGAUGUGACAGUGUUUAGUUAGUUGGAAAUGUGUCACUCAAAUGAAAGAAAAAUUGCCGCCGAUACAAAUUUUCCACGAGUGAAAUCAGUAACAGGGGAAGGCAUUUAAAUCAUGAAGAAAAAUUUGAGUACAGGAGCUUAGCUUGAAGUCGAUCGCCGAAACCGAUUGUGAUGUAAUAACCCGUAACUAUGUUUGUACCAAACUCAGAUAAUAUAAAUAUCCGAACAAGCUCUGAUAAGUAAUACUUUAGCUAAAACAGCACUCCUAUUUAUCGUAUCGAAUCCGUUGGACUGAUUCAAAACAAUCCAUAACAGAAACCACGAGGGUCCCUUUUACCUGUUAACUAACUAUCUGUUGAAAUGUUAAUCGAGAAAAAAAACAAGCAUAGUUUAGGCACAGUGUGCGGAAAAACAUAUUUUUAUGAAAUCUUGUAGCAUAUUUAACAUAAGCAAAACAAAAAAAAAAAAACAUUUGCAGCUACCAAAGUGACAAACAUUGGAACCUUUAACCCCAUUUUCAAAUAGAUCAAACAAACAAACACAUAUAGAAAAGAAGAAAAAGAAAAUAAACUACUCAAUCAAACCGUUGUGACUAUUUUAAUACCUUAGAAAGUCGAUCAAUUUGAAGAAGAAAAAAAAUAAUAUAAAAACAAACAAACAUAAACUGAACAAAGCCACAGAAUGGCGUUUGCAGAAUCCGAUAAUCACGUUCAAUCAAAUCCAAAUACAAUCAAUUUUAUAGUAAUACGCUCCCAGGGCGUUAAGAUUUGCUCAACAUUCGUUCACUAACAUGUCCAAAGGAUAAUAAUGCCAAAGAUUAUCGUAAAACUCCAUUCUCUAAAUUAACGCAAUCUGUUUGGUCAGAACUUGAAAAAACCAAAAAUGCUAUACUAAAUAAAAUUCCUUCCUUCUGAAUUGAAACCAAAA
Molecule: messenger RNA, 9005 nt
Organism: Malaya genurostris
Lineage: Eukaryota; Metazoa; Arthropoda; Insecta; Diptera; Culicidae
Product: ras-specific guanine nucleotide-releasing factor 2-like
Exons: 25
Coding region: 1672-6417 (1581 amino acids)
Biological process (GO): Ras protein signal transduction; positive regulation of GTPase activity
Cellular component (GO): plasma membrane
Molecular function (GO): guanyl-nucleotide exchange factor activity; protein binding
Source: RefSeq, a predicted model, not a curated record